Ipomoea triloba (trilobed morning glory) is the source of this 881-nucleotide messenger RNA. RefSeq lists its product as uncharacterized. The transcript has 2 exons. The record is from RefSeq and is a predicted model, not a curated record. Gene Ontology annotation, cellular component: chloroplast thylakoid membrane. The coding region runs from base 76 to 504 and encodes 142 amino acids. Lineage: Eukaryota; Viridiplantae; Streptophyta; Magnoliopsida; Solanales; Convolvulaceae.
CAGUACAAAACCAAAUUUUGUUUCAACAAAUUAAAACAAUCUACAAAGAAAGAAAGAAAGUAGUAUCAGAAUUGAAUGGCAGCCAUGGCGUCUCUACACACAAUAAUGUUCACUAACUCAGGCAAGAAACCAGCUGCAUCGCUGCCAUGCUCAAGACAUUCACUAACUCAGGCAAAAUUCCUCCUGGGCACUCCCAGGAACGUCGUUACUCCGACCCCCAAGAUAGCCAAGACGCCGAGGUCAUUGACGGUGGUCGCCGCCGUCGGAGAUGUAUCGGAUGCCGGAACCACCUACUUGAUUGCCGGUGCCGCCGCCGUCGCGUUGGUCGGGACUGCUUUCCCUAUCUUCUUCUCCCGCAAGGACACGUGCCCGGAAUGUGACGGGGCGGGUUUCGUGAGGAAAGCAGGGGCGACAUUGAGGGCCAAUGCUGCUAGGAAAGACCAGACUCAAAUUGUAUGCGCUCGCUGCAAUGGUCUUGGCAAGCUCAAUCAAAUUGACAAAUAGACCCAAUACAUAUCUUGGAUCGAGGCAAAUUUUUCUGUGGAUCAUGAAUAAAAGGUACUCCGUAUAUUUUUAAUAUAGUAAACGUACAUUAUUUAUAUAUUGAAUGUACAUUAUUUGUUAUUAUACAAAGUCAAAUAAUGUAUUUUCAAUAUACAAAUAAUUUGUCGUUUGUAUAUUAAAAAUGUACUUUUUAUUUAUAAUCCAUACAGUUGUAUGGAUGAUCCAUUGAACAAUGAUUAAUAUCUUGGGGGUAUGUUCUUUCACCGCUACACUUACGUACUAUUUCAUUUGUAACUUUUAAUGUAUUCUGAUGAUCAAAACCUUGGUCAAGUGUAUAUUGUAAUAAUAUUAAUAAAAAGGGAGCUUUUAUGGUGAUA